Messenger RNA from Penicillium verhagenii, 1821 nucleotides. Its product is annotated as RNA-binding protein. The coding region runs from base 1 to 1821 and encodes 606 amino acids. The record is from RefSeq and is a predicted model, not a curated record. NCBI's taxonomy places the organism in Eukaryota, Fungi, Ascomycota, Eurotiomycetes, Eurotiales, Aspergillaceae. Gene Ontology annotation, molecular function: mRNA binding. The transcript has a single exon.
AUGAGCGGCAGCUCGAAUCAGUCCACUCGAACGAGUCCCGGCUCUUUCGGAACAACUCAGCGCACAGAGUCUGUAUCCUCUGGUUCGUCGCCGAAACAACAGCCACUUUCCAAGGCGCCCGCGACGACUCAGCAUGCGAUGUCGACCGACGUGUAUAGUCCAACUGUCUCUCAAGCGCCCACAUCUCUAGCACCCACCUUUACAUACCCAUUCUCCCCUCUCGGCUCCUCAGGCUUCGACAACGGAAUGCGCCUCGGUGAUGCCGAUCGCAACCUCCAGGGCCUCAACGGCCUGGGGCGCGCGAGCAAUGGUGGCGCGAUUUUUAUGCGCAAACUCCCCAGAAACACGAGCCGCGAAGCCCUUCGCAGUAUGCUCCUUUUCGCCAAGGACUUUGUGGAUGCCGAUUUCGUGACCUCCGACUACCCGGAAGAUGACGGGUUCCUGAGCGCGAUCGCGCGCUUCAACACUCUGCCCGCGGCUGAAGAGGCCCGUGCUCUUCUCGACGGCAAACCAAAUUCCAAGAACGACGCAAACAUGGUGGUUGAGAUGUACCCUGGUCCGGUCGGAUCCAACCUCUCGAAUGCGCGCCGCAACACGAUCGAUCACACCGCGACGCGUGGCCUGCUGGGCGGCGUUCCCAACGGCCACCUGUCACGUCAGUCAUCCCGCUUCAACGGUACUUUCCAGAGCUUGGAACGACUUUCUGCUGCCAAUCCAUCUGGACAAGCGAUUGGCGAAGGUUUGCCCUCGGCAUCCGAGUCGGGAUCGCGUCUGCAUAAUUUGUUUUCUCCUCAAUCCCCCAUUGGCAACGGAGUUGGUGAUCUGCCACGCGUCACUGGAAAGUCCAUGAUCGAUGAAGACCCCGACGAGGAAACUGGAGAGCUUCUCAAAGACCCCGUGGGAUACGCGGAGAAUGGUCACUCAGUCUCGGUCGGCCGUCGCUCCACCAACCCCCAGAUCCCGACUGGCCGCUUUGGUAGUCUGUCCCUCUCGACAGCCAUGUCCUCACCCCCUCUACCUAAUUAUGCAUCUGGAGUUUCCGGUCCCCGUAUGAGUGGAAGCGGCCCAUCGUCCGCCUAUCCUAGCAACCAUGGUCAAGGCCAAAGCUUCCCCUAUGGUAGCCAACAUACCCCCCGGCACAGCUUGCCAGCUGCCAACCCUAAUGAUCUCAACCCCCCUUGCAACACAUUAUAUGUGGGAAACCUUCCCCCCGACACUUCGGAAGAGGAGCUUAAGGCGCUUUUCUCCAAGCAGCGCGGGUAUAAGCGACUCUGUUUCCGGAACAAGCAAAAUGGUCCCAUGUGCUUCGUUGAGUUUGACGAAGUUGCGAUGGCAAGCAAGGCGCUGAACGAACUGUAUGGCUAUAAAUUGUCCAACAGUGUCAAGACUGGCAUCCGUCUCAGCUUCUCCAAGAACCCUCUGGGUGUGCGUUCUGGUCAACCUGGCAGUAUGAACCCUGCCAACCCGCUCUCUGGACCGGGUGGCGUUCCAGGUGGGAGCAAUCUCAGCGGUGUACCCAGUCACAUGUUCUCAUCAGUAACUGGUCCUCCUCCAGGUCUCGCGGCGCCUCCGGGUCUUGCCAUGCCCAUGCCUUUGCGCAACGGCAACAACGUCCACGCCCACGCCCACGCGCAGGGAAGCCCACACCCAAUGAUGAACAACUCUCAGUUCACUCAUAAUUCCGGUCUGGGGAUUCGAUCUAACGGAGGCAAUUCAAUGAUGAUGUCGCCGCCGCCUCCUGGGAGCGCUGCUGGCAACAACCCAGGGCCAAACAUGAAUGGCUUCAAUUCCUUCUACCCUGAUUAUAUGAUGGGCCGUUAA